Molecule: messenger RNA, 870 nt
Organism: Dendrobium catenatum
Lineage: Eukaryota; Viridiplantae; Streptophyta; Magnoliopsida; Asparagales; Orchidaceae
Exons: 2
Coding region: 1-870 (289 amino acids)
Source: RefSeq, a predicted model, not a curated record
AUGGCUUCCAUUCGCCUUCGCGAUCCCGGAUUCCUGAAGGGGGCGGCUGCGCCUCUUUCCUUUAGAGACGCUUUAUCUGGUAUUUCUUCUAAUUUUCCUGAUUUAUGCGUUUCUUCCCAUCGUGGUUUGCCGGCUCUGCUUAUUUCUGAGGAGGAAAUUCGUUCCCUUGCGGCCCCUUUUGAUUUCGCCUUGGUUGGCCGUUUUCCGGGUCGGCGUCCGCCGGUGGACGCGAUUCGGAAUUUUUGCUUUAAUUUAAAGCUUAUUGGAGAAUUUUCAGUCACUGUUCUUAAUCAUAGGAACGUUUUGAUAAAGUUAGUGAACGAUUUUGAUUACUGCCGUAUGUUUUCCCAUAGAUCUUACUUUGUGAAAAAUUGUCUCAUGAAAGUGGUGAAAUGGUCUCCAAAUUUGGACAUUGAGGUGGAGUCCCCUAUUGUGCCGAUUUGGGUUUCUUUCCCUUUUCUUAGACCUCAUUUGUUCUCUCCUAGAAUUCUUUCUGGAUUAGGUUCUCUUUUCGGUAAACCUCUCAAGUCGGAUAUGGCAACUGCUUCUGGUUCUCGUCCGUCCAUGGCGCGUAUCAUGGUGGAAUUGGAUGUUACGAAAAAUUACCCUGAUAAAAUUUGGGUUGGUUCUGUGGAAACGGGUUAUGUUCAAUCGGUGGUUUUUGAGGACAUUCCGCUUUUCUGUAUGCAUUGUCAUACCUUAGGCCACUCUAAGGAUUACUGCCCUGACCUCCUUUCAGCCACGCCAGAGAACUGCGCUCCAAAAACAGGGAGUCCCUCGAGCCCACCCCGCAACCCAGACCCACCUCCAUAUGAUUCCAAUAUCAUCAUCCGGCGGACGAAAGACGUCCACCCAAGACCGAUGGAAUAA